Molecule: messenger RNA, 624 nt
Organism: Juglans microcarpa x Juglans regia
Lineage: Eukaryota; Viridiplantae; Streptophyta; Magnoliopsida; Fagales; Juglandaceae
Exons: 2
Coding region: 1-624 (207 amino acids)
Source: RefSeq, a predicted model, not a curated record
AUGGAGGAGUUUAAUGUUUGGGUGGGCUCUUAUGGGCUCCUUGAUAUGCCUUUCCAUGGGAAUUCUCUAUCUUGGUGUAAUGUUCAUUCUGGAAGAUCCAGGAACUGGGCGAGACUUGAUCGUUGUUUUUUUAAUACAACGGCUCUUGAUGCUUUUCCUGAUGCUAAUAUGGAAUACUUGGCGCGCACUUUUUCUGAUCAUGCGCCGAUGACGUUUAAGCAAAUGUGGGUUUCUCAUGCUCAAUUUUUCGAUUGUGUCUCGUACUCUUGGAAUGGUGAUGCUGUUGGGGGGUCACCACUUGAGGAUCGGAUAAAGGGCUUGGAGGCCAGCUUGCAAUCUGAGUAUACUGAAGACGUGGAGGAUGAUCUCGUUGCCUCCCAGUUGGAGCUUUUAGUUUGGUUGGAUAGGGAAGAAAAACGUUUAACCCAACAAGCUAAACAAGGUUGGAUUCAGAAGGGCGAAGCGAACUCUGUUUUCUUCCGUGCUAUCAGUCAUCGUAAUCAUAAAGAGACGAAAGAGAUGAAGCUAGAGGAUGGGUACUAUUCUCUCCUCACCAAAGCAGAUUCACGAAGGGGCAAUUUCUUAUUUUUCUCAAUUCUUGGAGGCUGGCAAUUGCCGCAAUGA